GAGAUUUGAGUUUCACCGAUGAUGCUCACAUUAACGAGAUGUACAAUGGACCCGCCCGCAAUCUCGUAGGAAACCUUGCUCAAGUUGCCGCUGCUUCCGCACUCUGCCGCCAGGGCGCAGCACGGUCGUCGCUCGCUCCUCAGUCGCCGCUCGCCAGCCGGUCGCGUCGCGUCGCGUUGCAAGUUGAGUGGUGUAGCGUUGUCCAGAGCGUCUAACCUGUUGUUGUGCUGAUUGUGUGCCGUUUUCUUCGCGAUUUCGAGUUUCUCAGAAGUGUCCGAGUUUCUCUGAAGUCCGUCUCUGCGUGCGUGUCGUCUUGUUAGAGGAAGUACGAGUCCCUCGGUGUCUACUAUGCCCGUUCAGUGUGCUGUCUGCACAGCGAAGGUGCGAAGUAAAAGCGCACUAGCUGUCCACAUGGCGAAACACAAAGGCGAAACUUCUUUCGAGUGUACCGUCUGCAACAAGAAGUUUGCCCGGAAAGGUAAUAUGCGUACUCAUCUUCGAACCCACACUAGGGAAGAACCUUUCGAGUGUACCAUCUGCAACAAGAAGUUUUCCCAGAGUGGUCAUAUGCGUACUCAUCUUCGAACCCACACUGGGGAAAAACCUUUCGAAUGUAGCAUCUGCAACAAGAAGUUUGCCCAGAAUAGUCAUUUGCGUUACCAUCUAAGAACCCACACUGGGGAAAAACCUUUCGAGUGUACCGUCUGCAACAGGAAGUUUGGGCGGAGUAGUGAACUGCGUUCUCAUCUUCGAACCCACACCGGCGAAAAACCUUUCGAGUGUAGCAUCUGCAACAGGAAGUUUGCCCAGAGUGGUGACCUGCGCUCUCAUCUUCGAAUCCACACUGGGGAAAAACCUUUCGAGUGUGCCGUCUGCAACAAGAAGUUUGCCCAUAAUAGUACGCUAAUACACCAUCUCCGAACCCACACUGGAGAAACACCUUUUGAGUGCACCAUCUGCAACAGAAAGUUUCUUCAAGUUUGUAAUCUGCGUACUCACCUCCGUACUCACACAGGAGAAACUCCUUUCGAGUGUACCAUCUGCAAUAGGAAGUUUGCCCAGAUUAGUCAUCUGCGUACCCAUCUUCGAACCCACACUGGGGAAAAAUCUUUCGAGUGUACAGUCUGCAACAAGAAGUUUGGCCAGACUGCUGAGCUGCGUAGACACCUCCGAACCCACACUCGUGAAACACCUUACGAGUGUACUGUCUGCAACAAAAAGUUUGCCGAAAGUAGUAAUCUGCGUAGACACCUCCGAAUCCACACCCGAUGAAACACCUUUCGAGUUUGCUGUCUGCAACAAAAAGUUUGCCCUGAGCUCUUAUCUGCGUUGUCAUCUUCGAACCCACUCUGGGGAAAAACCUUUCGAGUGUACCGUCUGCAACAGGAAGUUUAACCAGAGUAGCGAGAUGUGUAGACAUCUCAAAACCCACUUAAAGGAAACUUCUUUUGAUUGUACCGUGUGAAAGAUUAAGAUGUUUACUACGGGUUGAGCCUGUGUCGUCACCUCAGGGCUCAGACGUUAUGUUAAUAUAAUUAUAGUACUGUGAAUUUUUGGAAAAUGUGUUUUUGUUUGCUGUUUCUGUAAUUGAAUUGCUGUUAUUGUAUUGUCAGCUGCUCAGUUUUUCUAUAUAGUUUUUUUCGUUACGCGUCUUUGCUGUUCCGGAAGAGUUGUUUGUAGAUGUAAUGUUGUAUGGCUCGGCUCAGCCAUUUUUAUUUUUCAUAAUAAAAAAAUAAUGUUUGAUACUUGCGUGUUUCUAACGCAAGUGGCAAGUGUAACGUUUCAGUUCAAAUUA
Molecule: messenger RNA, 1795 nt
Organism: Frankliniella occidentalis (western flower thrips)
Lineage: Eukaryota; Metazoa; Arthropoda; Insecta; Thysanoptera; Thripidae
Product: gastrula zinc finger protein XlCGF57.1-like
Exons: 2
Coding region: 349-1272 (307 amino acids)
Biological process (GO): regulation of transcription by RNA polymerase II
Molecular function (GO): RNA polymerase II cis-regulatory region sequence-specific DNA binding; DNA-binding transcription factor activity, RNA polymerase II-specific
Source: RefSeq, a predicted model, not a curated record